Symbiodinium natans is the source of this 879-nucleotide messenger RNA. The record is from the annotation of a GenBank genome assembly. Lineage: Eukaryota; Dinophyceae; Suessiales; Symbiodiniaceae.
AUGCAUCGAAUUCUUCAGGUGCGGCCUGGCGCAGGCCUUUGCCAUGCGGGCAAAGAGACAUGCGACAGACGUGUGGAUGGCAGCUACAUCGAUGUACAGGCGCUGCAGCUGAGUGCUGGAGGCAACAGCCUCGUCAUCCUUCAUGGUGGGCAGUUCCUGGAUUCCUGGGACUUGGAGAUUGGUGCCUUCACAGGGCAGAUACGGUUAGCCCGCCCUGGGUUGCUGGACGCGGAGCCAGCAGAGUCGGCGGAGUCGGCGGAGCCGGCGGAGCCGGAUGCCUUUGAAUUAGGCACGCCUCGGGGCGAGCGUCGCUGCGGCUUUGCUAUCGAAGACGAGUUCGAUUGUUGGACCGAAAGUCCCAAGAAAGUGACAAAGCCGCCUGGCGCGGUGUCACCUGCCCCAGCAGGUGCCAGCUACGAUCUGUCUCCGAGGAGCGACACACCCGUGGAGAAAACUGAAGCGUUCCAGCUAGAAGAAGAGGAGAAUGCAUACCUGUCUGCAGUCCAGCUGCUGAAGGAGAUGGGGUCUGGCAGGGCGGAGGCGGAGGUGGCAUGGAAGACGUGCGUUCUCCGCGAAAAACUGCGCCUUGCGAGAUCUCUGGCAGCAUCUCGCACUCCCCCACUACGGCGGAGCAUCUCCCGCGAGUCCGGCGACACGAGCGUGGACGACAUUGAAGCAGGGCAUGUCCCUGAAGAUCUCGAGCUUUGUCCAGCUGAUUGGCCAGAGCAGAAGUUCCGCCCACUGGGCGUUGACUUUUCUUUCAACUUCGCGGCACUGGAGAUGGCUGAGCAGGAGUAUGAGGCAGAGGCCCGAGCAUUACUUCGCGAAGUCCUUUCCACUUGGCAACGGGCGGUCAGAUCCCGUGCAAUGGCGCGAUAG